This is a messenger RNA of Cheilinus undulatus (humphead wrasse), 1113 nucleotides long. It is a transcript of the gene hvcn1, whose product is annotated as hydrogen voltage-gated channel 1. The record is from RefSeq and is a predicted model, not a curated record. Gene Ontology annotation, biological process: proton transmembrane transport. NCBI's taxonomy places the organism in Eukaryota, Metazoa, Chordata, Actinopteri, Labriformes, Labridae. Gene Ontology annotation, molecular function: voltage-gated proton channel activity. The transcript is spliced from 6 exons. The coding region runs from base 177 to 857 and encodes 226 amino acids. Gene Ontology annotation, cellular component: plasma membrane.
CCAUUUAAAGCGUAACACCAGACACACAGUGGGCUGGCUUCAAGGCGGAGUUUAUCUUCUAGAAGUAAACUCAGAUCCAGAGUUUUCCCUCAGAAAAUCAGAGUUUAAAGACCCUGACGUGGAAAGAGGCAGAAAAAAGCAGGAGGUGGUCCGCUCCCUCUGCAGAGCCUGCAGUCAUGGCUCAGUACCUUAAGUAUUUUACCACUGUGGGCGAUAAGCAGACGGCCCAGUUUGAGUUUGAGGAGCUGCAUACAGCCAGCGAGGAGCUGAGCCCAGCCACCGGACAGUUCCCACCAACGCUGACCUUCAGGGGCGCUCUGAAGAGACUCUACAGCUCUGACCGAUUCCAGGUGGCGGUGGUUUGUUUGGUUUGUUUGGACGCCAUCUUUGUUCUGGCGGAGCUGCUUAUAGAUUUGUCGGUUAUCAAGCUGGAGCACGGACACAUCGCUCCUGAGGUCUUUCACUACCUGAGCCUGGCUCUCCUCACCUUCUUCAUGGUGGAGCUGGCUGGUAAACUGUACGCUUACCGCCUGGAGUUCUUUCAGCACAAAUUUGAGGUGUUUGAUGGUGUGGUAGUGGUGAUUUCUUUCGUGUUGGAUAUUGUCUUCAUCUUCCACGAGGAUGCCUUUGAUGGGAUGGGACUCCUUAUCCUGCUGCGACUCUGGAGGGUGGCCAGAAUCAUCAACGGUAUCCUGGUGUCUGUGAAGACCCGAGCACACCAGCAGAUCCACAAACUGAAGGAGAGCUACGACCACUUGGUUCAGAGAGUCACAGAGCUGCAGGAGCGUGCGGAUAAACUGGAAAAAGAAAACCAGAGACUCCAGGCUCUGCUGAAGAAGAAUGGAAUAGACUUCUAACUCAUUGAGUGAUCUUUACUGGAGCUACUUUUCAGUUUAUACCAUCAACCAUUAAUGUUUUAUUUAAAAAAAAAAAAAAUCACAACAUACUGUUAUUUUAGGCUAGAUUUAAAUAUCAGUACAUCCUGCUUACAGACCUGUAACUGUUAAUGCGUCACUAGAGAGAUCCAGAUGAAGUUGUUACUGUCAGAUAUGAUGCUGCUGGAUAUCGCUAAAGUUUAAAUCUGCCUGUUAAUAUAGAAACAUUCCUCAGACU